AUGGUGAGUGAACACGAGGGGACUUUUGAACUGAGAAGACAAAUGCGAGGAGAUGUCCGAUCAUCGGUGUCGCUGCACUGCGACACUAAUUACGACAUUACGAAGAUAAUGUGGGACUCUCCUAGUUUGAUUCAGUCCAAGUCCAAAGACUUGGAUCUGAUGAUGCAGACGAUAUUUCGCGAGGAAAUCGUGAAAACAAAUGUUCUUGGACUGUGCAUCAGUCUGCAAGUCAAUUCUGUCGCAACAUGA
Messenger RNA from Oikopleura dioica, 249 nucleotides. The record is from the annotation of a GenBank genome assembly. NCBI's taxonomy places the organism in Eukaryota, Metazoa, Chordata, Appendicularia, Copelata, Oikopleuridae.